AUGCGCCCCGCACGCUCAGGCCUACCGAAAGGGUGGCCACAAGGUCUUGUAUACAUCACAGCCCCAGUGUAUUCCAGGCUUUGCGCCGCCGAAGUGCAGAAGUCACUCCAUACACCCUCGGCGGUGACAGACGUCCUAAAGGUGCCGAGCGGUCCUUCGCCACUCGCUAGGAUAACCAAGAUUGGCAAUCCUUCGCAUCCUGCCAACGGACAGUCUGGUCUGUUUGCUGCCCAGCAUCUUCCGCCAGACACUUUCAUCAUCCUCUACUUAGGUCUCUUUCAUACUCGAGAGGAUGCGGAUCCGGAUUCUGAUUACGAUCUUUCUUUAGAUCGGGAACUCGGUGUUGGAAUUGAUGCCACCCGAAUGGGGAACGAGGCACGCUUCAUCAACGACUAUCGCGGCGUAGGACCCCCAGGACCCAACGCCGAGUUUCGUGAAGUCUGGAUCGAUGCUGGCCGAGGCAAAAUGGAAAGGCGGAUGGGAGUGUUUGUGCUAAGUGCGGGGAAGAGCGGGAAGAGAGCCAAGGGCAUCGCCAAGGGCGAUGAGAUACUGGUUAGCUAUGGCAAGGGGUUCUGGAGCGAGCGCCAAAAGGAACAGGAUGCCGCCACUGAUGCUGAUAGCUGA
Aplosporella prunicola CBS 121167 is the source of this 624-nucleotide messenger RNA. RefSeq lists its product as uncharacterized. The transcript has a single exon. The coding region runs from base 1 to 624 and encodes 207 amino acids. The record is from RefSeq and is a predicted model, not a curated record. Gene Ontology annotation, molecular function: protein binding. Lineage: Eukaryota; Fungi; Ascomycota; Dothideomycetes; Botryosphaeriales; Aplosporellaceae.